CGGAUGUCGCUGCGAACCAGCGGCGUCUGAACACUGCGCGGCUGCCGAGCGCCCAAUCCGGGCCUGCACCUGGAGCCCACAUCGAGCACCGCGGCCCCUCGGCGGCCCGGCGCCCGUUGCCACUUAGGCGGCGUGCCCUCCAUUCUCCGCUGCCCAGGCCGGUCGGCUCUGGUGUCUCCUGGCUCCCCCUUCCUCUCCCGCUCCCUCCUGCUCGCCUGAGUCACCGCCGUCGCCGCCGCCAUGGCCGAGAGUGGUGAAAGCGGCGGUCCUCCGGGCUCCCAGGACAGCGCUGCCGCGGCUGAAGGUGCCGGCGCUCCCGCGGCCGCUGCCUCCGCCGAGCCCAAGAUCAUGAAAGUCACCGUAAAGACCCCGAAGGAGAAGGAGGAGUUCGCUGUGCCCGAGAACAGCUCGGUCCAGCAGUUCAAGGAAGAAAUCUCUAAACGUUUUAAAUCACAUACUGACCAACUUGUGUUGAUAUUUGCUGGAAAAAUUUUAAAAGAUCAAGAUACUUUGAGUCAGCAUGGAAUUCAUGAUGGACUUACUGUUCACCUUGUCAUCAAAACACAAAACAGGCCUCAAGACCAUUCAACUCAGCAAACAAAUACCACAGGAAGCAAUGUUACCACCUCAUCAGCUCCUAAUAGUAACUCCACAUCUGGUUCUGCUACUAGCAACCCUUUUGGUUUAGGUGGCCUUGGAGGACUUGCAGGUCUGAGUAGCUUAGGUUUGAAUACUACCAACUUCUCUGAACUACAGAGCCAAAUGCAGCGACAACUUUUGUCCAACCCUGAAAUGAUGGUCCAGAUCAUGGAAAAUCCCUUCGUCCAGAGCAUGCUCUCAAAUCCUGACCUAAUGAGGCAGUUAAUUAUGGCCAAUCCACAAAUGCAGCAGUUGAUACAGAGAAAUCCAGAAAUUAGUCAUAUGCUGAAUAAUCCAGAUAUAAUGAGACAAACAUUGGAACUUGCCAGGAAUCCAGCAAUGAUGCAGGAAAUGAUGAGAAACCAGGACCGAGCCUUGAGCAACCUUGAAAGUAUUCCAGGAGGAUAUAAUGCUUUACGGCGCAUGUACACGGACAUUCAGGAACCUAUGCUGAGUGCUGCACAAGAGCAGUUUGGUGGUAAUCCAUUUGCUUCCUUAGUGAGCAAUACAUCCUCAGGUGAAGGCAGUCAACCUUCUCGUACAGAAAAUAGAGAUCCCUUACCCAAUCCAUGGGCUCCACAGGCUUCCCAGGGCUCAUCAGCUUCUAGUGGCACUACGAACACUGUGAGUGGCACUUCUGGUAGUGCUGCCAGUGGCACUUCUGGACAGAGUACUACUGGGCCAAAUUUGGUGCCUGGAGUAGGAGCUAGUAUGUUUAACACACCAGGAAUGCAGAGCUUGUUGCAACAAAUAACUGAAAACCCACAGCUUAUGCAAAACAUGUUGUCUGCUCCCUAUAUGAGAAGUAUGAUGCAGUCACUAAGCCAGAAUCCAGAUCUUGCUGCUCAGAUGAUGCUGAAUAAUCCCUUAUUUGCUGGAAAUCCUCAGCUUCAAGAACAAAUGAGACAACAGCUCCCAACUUUCCUCCAACAAAUGCAGAAUCCUGAUACACUGUCAGCAAUGUCAAACCCCAGAGCAAUGCAGGCCUUGUUACAGAUUCAGCAGGGUUUACAAACAUUAGCGACGGAAGCCCCUGGCCUCAUCCCAGGAUUUACUCCUGGCCUGGGGGCAUUAGGAAACACUGGAGGCUCUUCAGGAACCAAUGGGUCUAGCACUACACCUAGUGAAAACACAAGCCCCACAUCAGGAACCACUGAACCUGGACACCAGCAAUUUAUUCAACAAAUGCUGCAGGCUCUUGCUGGAGUAAAUCCUCAGCUACAGAAUCCAGAAGUCCGAUUUCAGCAACAACUGGAACAGCUCAGUGCAAUGGGAUUUUUGAACCGUGAAGCAAACUUACAAGCACUAAUAGCAACAGGAGGUGAUAUUAAUGCAGCUAUUGAAAGGUUACUGGGUUCCCAGCCAUCAUAGCAGCACUUCUGUAUCUUGAAAAAAUGUAAUUUAUUUUUGAUAACGGCUCUUAAAUCUUUAAAAUACCUGCUUUAUUUCAUUUUGACUCUUGGAAUUCUGUGUUGUUAUAAACAAACCCAAUAUGAUGCAUUUUAAGGUGGAGUGCAGUAAGAUGUGUGGGUAUUUCUGUGUUUUUCUUUUUUGGAACAGUGGGAAUCAAUGCUUUUUCAUUUAAGGCUACUGCAUGCAUCAAACACUUCUGCAUUUCUUGUAAUUUUUUAAAAACAUCACCUUUUAUAGUUGGGUGAGAACAGAUUUUGUCCUGCAUCUGCCCAUUUUAUUUGCUUUUUAAACGUUAGCCUAUGGUAGUAAUUUAUGUAGAAUAAAAGCAUUAAAAAGAAGCAAAUCAUUUGCGCUCUAUAAUUUGUGGUACAAUAUUGCUUAUUGUGACUUUGGCAUGUAUUUUUUGCAAACAAAAUGCUGUAAGAUUUUACUACUGACAAUUUUUGCUUUAUUUGUAUACUGUAUGCACAUUUGGGACUGCAUUUCUAGAAACAUAUGGUGAUAGGUUAUCUGAGCAGAAUACCCAUAACCAGAAAAGUAAAAAUAAGGAAAUACUCUUAAAGCUUAGUGUUUCCUAAUUGUAUAGAAUCUUACAGCAUCUUUGAUGAACAUCUCAGCAAAAGUGCCGGAUAGUCAGGUUUGUUAAAAAUAUAAGUAGAAAAGCUGAUUCUGGUUAUCUGUUUAGGGACAUUUAAUUGUACAGACAACAUAAUGUAACAUUGUCUCAACAUUCACAGAUUGUAAAUUACCUUAAUCUUUGUGCAAACUGAAGGAGCACCUUAGUAUACCCCAAGAUGCAUUCGCCUAGGUCUUUUCAGCUUCUCCCAUAGGUAGUUUAACAGGCAUUACAAUUUGUAAUUGAAAUAUUGCUUUCACUGAAAGUGUUGAUGUUUCAGUUACUUUUAAUCGCCAUAUAAAAAUAGAACAAUCUUUUGGGUUUAUCGGUUUUUUCAUGCACACGCAAUACAUGAAUUUAAAAUGAUUUGUGAGCCACUUGUUUCUGAAGUGUUUGGAUAGUUCUAUUAAGAAAUAGUUAAAUAUUGUGCUUUACAGAGACUCAGAGAAGGGAAUGGGGGAGGGGGGACGAGACGGAAUCUAUCUUGAAUUGGGCCAGCCUAAACUAAAUAAUACUGGCAACCAAGAUUCUGUUAGGAUUUCUGUGCAUAUAGUGUAGUCACGAAGUCUUACUCGGGGUGAAAAAGAGCCGUUUAAACAAUGUUGAGUACAUUUGGCUGUUCUACAGCCUUUUUCUUCCCUCCCCAAAGAAGUUCUCUUUGCCUGACUCUCAAAUUGUUGGGGUGGUACAUUCCUUUAGGACCAAUUAAAACAUAACUUUUAGGGUCAGUAAUAUAUUUGGCUGACUCUGUUUCAGUAUUCUCUUAGGUCGUUAUUUCUCUCAUGUACAGUUUCAGGAAAUUAAAAUGUUAAAGUAACCUAAAAUGAGUUCAGACCAAUAAAAUCAAGGGAAAUACAAGAUGAAUUCCAUUAUUUCUGUAAGUUGCUUGCUAUUAAAAAAAGGUCAAGAGGCCAGGUUGCCCACCAGUCCAUGCACUGUUCUGACACUAUCCCCAGGAGGAAUACAUGUACAGAGGUCAGGGUGGAGGCAUGACCACAGGAGGUUAAGGAUGGUGUUCAUGUGUCUUUACUCUUUCUGCCUUAUGCCUCAGUCUGGUUUAAAGACUUUUGUAUUGGUGAAUGGCAGUAUACAGUGUGGGACAGUGUCAUAACUAAUUUGAUGAUUUAUUAAUCACAAAAUAACAAUAAAUCUCUAGCUUUUACACUUGGUUUGUCUUGCCUCUUUUGUAGAAAGAUAAAGAUGUUUUCUCUGUGUCUUUUCAAAGCUAUUGGAGUAAAUUCACCCCAGGUUUUGUCACACUUUACUCUUUAGUAAUUUUUCAAGCUUCCCCAAUGAAAAUGUUGCAUACGCUAUGUAGUGUAGCUCACUGGGAAGGGAUGUGAUUUGGGCUCUACCCUUUUUGGUUCUGACUAGUUAAUUUGACUUUGAGUAAGAUAUCAUGAUUUCUUUAUUAUGAAUCUGGUGAGACCUAGAGGGUAUCCUAGACUGGGCAGUCUUAAAAUCUUAAAGUAUCUUUAAGAGUGGCAGUGGCAUGAGUUUUUAUUUGUUACUGAUGUGUUUAUCUUAGAUCCAAAUAUUUGUUGAAGAGUUCAAAAUUCCACUUUCUGGUGGUGUGAAAGCCAUACAUAUUCAGAAGAAUAUAUACUUUACAUUUUGAAUUUUGAUAUUUCUCCAGGCUAGCAAUAUGUGAUAUGAUACUCAAUUUGGGAUGCUAGGGAGGCAGCAGCAGCAGCAAGCCAUUCCUCUUAGUCAAGCAUUUAAACAUGAGGGUAAAAGACCGAUACUCUAGGUAUAUCAUGUUGCUAGACUGUGAUGUUUGGUAGGUUAAGUGUAUUAAAUGCAUUUUUUACUUAAUGGUGUUUUUUCCACUUAUUAGAUGCUUAUCAGGAAGUGAGCAUAUUGUAAGUUGAGGAACAUGUUUUUGAAAUUCUUAAAAGCACUAAACAGACACUUAAAAUACUAUAGACCUAAACUGUUCUCAUACUGAGUUGUUUAGUACAAAUUGAAAAUAAAGAAUAGACUGGAAUAGAAUAGAAUAACAUUUCAGGAUUUUAUUUCCCAAGUGGAAUUUGUAUGAUAUAGCCUAAACAAAGUGUAGCAAAUAUUGAACAAACAAAUGACAGCCGGCCUGUGUAUAUUCAGAAUCUUUAAUUUCAAACUUGGUUUAAAUAUAGUAAUAAAAGGAUGUUUUGGAUUUGGAGAGACAUUAUUACUAUGUUAACUGGUGUAAAUCACUGACAAAAUAUAACAAAAGGUAAAAAUUUGUUAGUGACAAAAGUGAAACUAGAUAUAUAAAACCAAAAAAGAUGUUAUGGUUAAGGUAAGGAAAUCCUGAUGGUGUACUUUACUUCAGAGUUUACUAUUAUACUUGUUAAAAGUUAUAAGAAAUCCUGCAGUAGUUUGUUUGAAAGUGGUUACUCCAGACUUUGUUAAUCUUCUCUGGUGUUGCACAUGAUAUUUAGCUAUUUUCUUGGGCUUAUAUAAGGCUUGCCAUUCUUUGAGGGCUCAGUUCUGAAGUCUUUAAACUUUGCUAACCCACUGAUUUUUGUAUUCUGAACUAGUUUAACAUUUGCCAUCAACUGCUGCAUUCUUCUCAUUCUCCUCACAGUGCUUCUUUGAUCUGUUUUGUUUUUCUUUCACUUUUCUGCUCUGAAAUUGUCAGUUAAGUAACAUCAAAUGUCCUUCUCAGCUUCUCUAUUAUCUUUUCUCAUAGGCAUCCAUUACCUCAGAAAGUUGUCAUUUAUUGAACAUUUAUUAAUCUUUCCAGUUGCUUAAAGUAUAGCAGUAACUACAACAAGGUUCUGUCUACAUGGGACUCACAUAGUAGAAAGUAGAGAGUCAGACAGUAAACAGAACGUAUAUAUUGCCUGCCAGGAAAUGAUAAUACUUUAGUGAAAAAUUCAGCAUAGUAAGGAGGCUAGGUCAGGAAGGGAGUUGGGGUUGUUCUUACAUGAGAUAGAGAAAGCCUCAUUUACAGUGUGACAUUUAAACAGAGACAUCUUGGGUGUAUGUGAAGAACUUGCCAAGAAGAGAGACAACUAAUGAAAAAGCCCUUGAAAUGUGAGCAUUCUAAGUAAGUUUGUAGAACACAGGAGUUCAGGGGGCUGGGCAAAGUGAUCUAGGGAGAAAGCAGUAUAGAGAAUAAGAUUGGAGAGAUGAUAGGGUUGGGGGUGGCUGUGGGGUUUAACAUGGUGGACUUGUUAAUUUUGUGUUUUACUCCCAGCAUUUGUGAUUAUUAGUUAUGGAAUUGGAGGAGAAUUUGCAUUUCUGACAAAUUCCUAGAUGAGAACCACUGAACUAGGAAACCCAGGGUAGAAGCAGGGAAACUGGUAGAGCACUAAUUUAGCUCAGAGAUCACAGGUGCUUGGGCUGGGUUGGUAGUAGUAUGAGUACUAAAUAGCAGCAAAUUUGGCGUUGUUUUGAAGAUAGAACCAGUCUUAAGACUUUUUAAUAGUGGAGGUUUGAAGUAAAGAACAAGAGAAUAGUCAAGCAGGGUGAGCAAAAUAAACAUGAGGAGAGUGUAAAUCAGAAGUUUAGUUUUGACAUGUUUGUUGAAUAUGCUUAACAUUAAUUGGGAGAUAAUGAGAGGGCAGUUGUAAGAACUGCAAAGCAAAUGAAUUGAUAGUUGGAAGGUGAGAACUUAGCUCCUGAAAGAAAGCGAAGAAAUUUAUUCACAGGGAUGAGUGUGCUCCAGCUUCAUGUGCUAUGACAAGGGGUUUAAAGUGGUGGGGAAAGUUUAGAGUGGACUGAAGAGAUAGUGAGGCUCACAGAAAUUGCAGUAAUUGUAGGGAGGGGUGUGUGUUGGUGCUGUGGAAGUUUGCCUUUCUUUCAGGUUGGGAAAUCCAUCAUGUUUGUAUUCUAUUGGGAGUGAUCAGUGUGUGAUCAUUUGCACAAGAGGUGGGGGGAAGCAGUCUUAGGGGAAUUGUUUUCUACCAAAAAUCACAGAUAGGAGUUAUUGCUCAUUUUUGAUUCCCAAUGUAGGUUUCUUUUUAAAAUCUUUGUUUUUUAAAUAAAAUCACUUAGUUGCCUGGGCUAAGAGGGUUUCCUUGUCUUUCCAGUAGUCAUUUUCUCAGCUGGGACUGCUUUUCAUUGUCAGGAAAAAGUGUCUUUGUGUAUCCAUUUGAACUACUCUUCGUGGGCAACCCUUUCUGCAGUAGUGGAAAAGCACCUCCUUUCUAACAUUUCUGUUUUGGUGAGAUUGAGUAGAAUGGAAUUGAGAUUUCCUCUAGAACUAUGACAGUGGUGGAACAUAUUCUCAGUUUGUAAUCCCAAUCUAUAUGUGUUAAUGUUUGUUUUUCUAAUUAAAACACAACUGGUCUAGACAGCCUA
This is a messenger RNA of Sciurus carolinensis (gray squirrel), 6958 nucleotides long. It is a transcript of the gene Ubqln1, whose product is annotated as ubiquilin 1. Lineage: Eukaryota; Metazoa; Chordata; Mammalia; Rodentia; Sciuridae. The transcript has 11 exons. Gene Ontology annotation, molecular function: polyubiquitin modification-dependent protein binding. The record is from RefSeq and is a predicted model, not a curated record. Gene Ontology annotation, biological process: autophagosome assembly; regulation of macroautophagy. Bases 241 to 2010 code for a protein of 589 amino acids. Gene Ontology annotation, cellular component: cytosol; autophagosome.